Molecule: messenger RNA, 1173 nt
Organism: Leptosia nina
Lineage: Eukaryota; Metazoa; Arthropoda; Insecta; Lepidoptera; Pieridae
Source: the annotation of a GenBank genome assembly
AUGCGUAGUGUUGUUCAUAAAGUUAUCAAGCUGUGGAACAACGUGGCUUCCUGUAUGGAGAAAUGGUUCGGUGAUAAGCGGCUGUGGUUAUUUGGUAACAAUCUGCCACUGCUGCCGCGAAGAUCUCGCGCCUCUAGCCGCGCGAUGGAGCGAUACGAAAAGCUCGCUAAGCUCGGCGAAGGCUCCUAUGGGCUGGUGUACAAGUGCCGCAAUCGGGAGACAGGCGAAGUUGUCGCGAUAAAGAAGUUUGUCGAAAACGAAGACGAUCCGCUUAUUCGUAAAAUUGCGCUCCGAGAGAUACGAAUGUUGAAGAAUCUGAAGCAUCCGAACUUAGUGAACCUGAUCGAAGUGUUUCGGCGCAAGCGCAAGCUUCACCUCGUUUUUGAAUACUGCGACCACACGGUGCUUCAUGAAAUGGAAAAAUAUCCAGCCGGUUGCCCGGAACUUUUAUCAAAACAAAUAAUCUGGCAGACACUGCAGGGUGUAGCGUACUGUCACAGACACAAUUGCAUCCAUCGGGAUGUCAAACCUGAGAAUAUCUUGCUGACCAGCGAUGGGGUGGUCAAGCUGUGUGACUUCGGGUUCGCGAGAAUGAUAAGUCCUGGUGAGAGCUAUACAGACUACGUGGCGACACGGUGGUACCGUGCCCCAGAGCUCCUCGUAGGUGACACUAUGUACAGCAUGCCAGUCGAUGUAUGGGCCAUUGGUUGUGUGUUCGCGGAACUUUUAUCUAGUGAAGCGCUCUGGCCGGGCAAAAGUGAUUUAGACCAGCUCUACCUAAUAAGAAAGACAUUGGGUGAUCUGUUACCAAGGCAUAUGACUAUAUUCUCACAGAACUCAUUCUUUCAGGGUAUGGCCUUACCAGAGCCGACGACAGUGGAAUCCCUUGAAAAGAAAAUACCACCACGAUAUGCUAAUAAUGAGUUGAUAAUAGAUUUUUUGAAGAGAUGCCUAGACAAGGAUCCGAUGAUGAGGUGGACCUGCGAACAAUUGCUGCGACAUCCGAUCUUUGAAAACUUUCUGUUCACAGUGCCCGCUACUGAUCAUGAUGAAUACGAGAGGGUUAGGAGACAGCAGCAAGACUUUAAUGAGAAAGCUCGAGCUAAGAACGAAGAUGCUUCCACACAAGUAACAGAUAGCACCACACCGUCAAAGAAAGCUAAAGGAAAAUAA